UGUUUAUCCCCUCAAAAAAUGUAAUCUGGUGGGAGUUUUUUGGAAUAUUGCUCAAAAAUAUCUGUCAUUGAUUAACUAUCACACAUUUUUGUUGUAUCAAAUCAACUGUUAGUGGGUUAUUAAAGCACUCUAAUAAUUUAUUAUUUACAAGUGUUUUGUGUGAAAUGUUCAAUUGAAAAUGCCAGCCAGGCGUUGCUUUUUCUUCGGUUAGCUGCGCAUUCAACUCUUGCUUGCUACAUUUCUCGUGAAUAAACUCAGGCUCUUUCGUUUAAAAUGGCAGAUGAUUUGCAGCUUCCCAAUUCAUAUAUUCGGUACUCCAGUGAGUUUUACAUGUAUUGCGACUCUGAUGGGGAUACAAUACAAUAUGAAAAAGGAUUAGAAAUGUUCAAGCGUGCAAAUCUUCCAAUGAACACCAUUCAACAGAUUCUAGAAUUAUGUAAAAUAACAGAAGGGAACUCAAUAUCCUGUCAGCAAUUUUUAUCAGCUCUGAAACUUAUCGCUUGCGUCCAAGCUGGUUACACACUUCAUCCAGACCUAUUAACUAGUUCCUUGGAGGUACCUCUACCUAGGUUUUCAAAUGCAGCAGAUGAUCCAUGGCCAGCAAGAGAUGAUAGUCCAGAUUUAAUUCAGUUGAGUGAUGCAACAAAUACAUACUCAACUCAGCUUCAAGACUGUUCAGAGAGCACCGAUAACGAAACCUCAAUUACUUUACGUGCCAAUGGAGUCUCAUCAGCCUCCAAGAAAACUUCACCCGAUGUUUCGAGCGAGUCAUUAACUCCAACAAACAGUGGAGGUGAACGUGGGAGCGCAUGGUGCGAAGAGCAAAGAAGACUGUUGGGCACCGAAGAAGAGUCCGAUAGACACAGCAGUGAUGAUGAAGGCAAUAUUUGGGUCAUGACCAGUGAACAAAAAGAAUAUUAUGCAAAGCAGUUCCGAUCGCUGCCUAACCCUGCUGGCUUAGUUUCUGGCCACGAUGCUCGGAUAUUUUUUGAAAAGUCUCGAUUACCUGUUCAAGAGCUUAGUAAAAUUUGGCAGUUGGCGGACAUAGGGAAAGACGGAGCCUUGUCCCUCAGUGAAUUUUCAACCGCAAUGCAUUUAAUCGUCGCCAGGAGGAACAACAUUCCUUUACCUGACAAACUUCCCCCAUCGUUAAUUCCAUCACCUCCAUCGCCAACUGCUGUUAAACAGUGGACAACAUUUGUUGAUUCCCCAACUCACUCUGUCUCAUCACCUGGACCUAAACCAGUUAAUUUUGACUUCCACAAAUCUGCUGUUGAGCAGGAUCCCAAGAUUUUACAUCCAGUACCUGUCAGAGUUACUCCUGAAGUAGGCGCAAAAGAGGAAACUUGGCCUUCCUCUGGAGAUAACAGUGCAAUAAGACCCAUCCAGAGGCCACAGCCAAAAAAAAAUGCUGCUCCACGGCGAGGUGCUCUCCCACCACCACCUCAAACAGAGGAUCCAAGUUUUGGUCCCCUUAGCUUACCAGCCACCGUGAAUUCAAGUAUUCCAAAAAAAGAUCCACCUCCUCCUCCACCACCUCGUCCCAGGACCCACACUAGAAGUUCAUCUCUUGAUCUCAAUAGACUGGCAAAAUAUGGAAAUAAUGGACCUCCAAUCGUGCCCCCAAGAGUUUCCCCAAGUGUGGUUUCACCAAAGAAAUUAGCUGGUCAAAAGAGUGAAGGGGAGGAAUUUGCUGAUUUUACGCAACUCUCCAAAGAAAUCAGUGAAUAUCAACAACCAGGAGGUGGAGCUUUCAAAGUUUAUAAAAAGCCAGUUGUUGAAAAUAAUGACAAGCCGGCAUCAUCAGUCAUUGUUAAACCUUUGUCUCCAAAUUGUAGUUUGGAUGAUCACAUCGAACAUAAUGCCAUGUUAAAAUCUUUGUGCCAGUCGCUUCAGAAUGAACUAACUAGUCUUCGAAAAGAACGAACGAUCUUACAGCUUCGAUUUGAACAGUUACACUGCCCAUAACACCUUCGAAGAGCAGAUGGAGGAGGGACAAGGCUAAUGGGACAACCAGGUGUUCGAUUUUUCUUUUUUGUGUUCUAAAUGCUCAUCUUAUUACCUGUCAAAAUCAAUGUAUACUUUGUUAAAGGUUAGAGAAUUACAUAUCUCAGAACAUAAGUAAACUUUGAGUCUUGUAAUCUUAGCUCUGAUAAAUAUAGAGGAUUCAUUUUUGAGACUGAGAAAUCUUUUUCAUCAAAUGGAAAUCUUACAGGGUCUUGCAUGUGCUUGGUGGUCUAUGGUAAAAUAUUCAAUCUAAUUUUUGUGGAAUUAAACCCUUUGAACAUUAGUUGUUGAGCUUUACAGCUGUAUUUUAAGUAUUCUGACUUUUAACUGAGACUUUCCUCGCAAUUCAUCAAAAAGGUGGUAUUUUAAAAAGGGAAACCUUCAAAGUAAGUUUAAAGAAAGAGAGUUCCCUGGUAUAUUUAAAAUAAUUUUGUCAUACAUUUCAAAAAACCUAUCUAAUUUUUUUCUUUUUUUCGUUAGACAUGGCUCCUUUUGAAGGCUGCUUCUCUUAAAAUACCUGAGAAAGGAGGCCGGCAGCUUCUAAAAUGCUACUUUUCUGAAGAUUAAAAAACCAACCAAGGAAAAAGUUCCUAAAAUUUAUGAAAAAGUUUUCAUUUCAAAAACAAAAGAAAGGCCUCGCAAACAAUCAAUCAAUUUAAAAAAAUCAUGCAAAGAAGUAUGUUAAUAUUCACCCAAGUUCUCCAAUCAUUUUGAAUUGUGAUCAAGAAUGAGAAAGAAAUGCCCAACUCCCGGACAGCUGGGAGAGUGACAAUUUUCUUAUCACGCAUUUUACAUUUUCUGGUUCUCUUAAACAUUGAACCCAUUGUUAGAAAUAAUCAUACUUGUUUUGCAUCGCAUAGCGUGAAGUAUACAAGUUUAAAGAUUAUGCAUGAAAAGAAAAAGAAAUCAAUGAAAUGUUUUUUUCCUUUUCGUUUUACGACUCGAGAUGUCUUUUUCAGCUGUUAUUUCUUUCAUUAUGUGUACAUGAUAUUGAUAGUGGCAUUUGAAGUUCUUCGUUAUCCCUCCUCUGCGAGUGCAGUUGCUUUUGUUCAAUAACGCCCAUAUUUUUCUGUGAAAUGUCUUUAGCUCCCUUAAGCUUCCCUCGUUUCUGCUCUGUGACUGGAAUUAUUUUAAUUUGUUAUCCGACUCUUGAUAAUUUUUAAGCAUUUUAAUAAUAUCUCAUCAUGAAUUUUAAAAAAAUUCUAACAACUGUGAUUUUAUAUGAGGAAUGCAUACUUUCUCUGUUUGUUGAAAUUUUAGAAAAUGUUCAGUAUAACUAAAUGAAUCUUGCAUUUUUAUUGUUUUAUUUUACGUCUAGCAAAAGAUAAGCAAAUCAAGGUAGCGUAAAAAGAUAAUAACUUAUAAAAAUUAACAACAGGCAGUUAUACGUCACAACCUGAUAUGUCUACAUGAGCUUAUUUAUUUUGUUUCUUUUUACGAGUUGAUUAAUCGUGUAUUUGUUUUUAAUAUUUUGGUUGUUUCUGAUCUUGUAAUGAAAAAUAUCAGGUGAAAUCAUGUACAAUAAGAUGAUUCAUGCAUCUUUUAUUUGACAUGGAUAAGUUGGUUGACCAACGCUAAAGGUAGACAGUAUUUCUCUCUUUAUACGAUUUGAGAUAUCCUCUCUGUUUUUCUAUCCUUUAACUUGUUGAAUAAUCUGUAGCUUUGAGGGCCACUUGAUUUGUUUUUACAGUAGUUUCCUAACUUUUUUUCUUCUAUAAAUUUUUUAAAAAAACUGCCCAAUUUUAGAUGAAGUUCCAUUCUCUAUUUUUCUUGGACUGAAAUAUCCAUUAAAUUAUAAUGUUUUUGAUUCAACCACUAUCAUUGUGUUAUAUUUUGUGAAAAAUUGAUAAAAAAUGUAAAAUAAAUUUUAUUUUCAUCAAA
Molecule: messenger RNA, 3888 nt
Organism: Bemisia tabaci
Lineage: Eukaryota; Metazoa; Arthropoda; Insecta; Hemiptera; Aleyrodidae
Gene: Reps
Product: RALBP1 associated Eps domain containing
Biological process (GO): endocytosis; endosomal transport
Cellular component (GO): cytoplasm; plasma membrane
Molecular function (GO): protein binding; calcium ion binding
Source: RefSeq, a predicted model, not a curated record